GUAUUUCCUUAUUGCAAAUGUUAGUGAAGUGGUCUGACAACAUUCUGAAGUUUUCUCUACAGAUUUGGUUUGCAUUGCUUUGUUAAUAUCAGGUUCUUCGCUGCAUCAUCGAGGUUUAACAUUUUGAACAAGGCACAAUUACGCGAUUAUAUUGUGGUCACUUGAGGUGACAACAAGACUUGUGAAAAAGUUGAGUGGAAAAGUUCAGUGGACAUCAUAAUAGGUGGUUUUCUCCUUACACAAUAUUUUGAACUUACACAAUUCUCAUUAAAGGAAUGGCACAUUCAAGAAAAAAAACGAAAGAAGAUGAUGACCUGCGAGGAGCAACUGGGGGUGAAGAUGUCAUAGAUGACCAAAUAAUUGAGCAAGGAGCAGUAGUAUUAAGAGGAUAUGUGAUAGAAAGAAUUCAGACAGAAAAUCCUGACGUACACAUAAGCCAUGAGAUCCUGGGGGGGACUCCUUGUGAGGGAGAUGAUCCCCAAGUGAAAGAAGUGGUGGGUCAGCUGCUCAAAAUAGCUGAUGACCUUAAUCGCAAUGCUGAACUUCAACACCUCAUUAAUACUGUGCAGGCUAACUGUGCCCAGGAUGUGUUUGUCACAGUAGCCAGAAGCAUCUUCUCAGAUGGGAUCAACUGGGGGAGAGUGGUUGCACUAUUUCACCUUGCCUAUAAGCUCAUUUUCAAGGCUUUGACUCAAAACCACUUUGAAAUCAUUCGCCACAUCAUUAGCUGGGUACUCCAGUUUAUCAGGGAAAACAUCUCAGCUUGGAUCCGCCAGCAGGGAGGAUGGGAGGGUGUUAUCCAUGGUGUUUCUAGAUGGCGUACAGUUUCCUUGUUGUUCGCUGUGGCUUUCAUCACAGCUGUGGCGUAUUGGAGGAGAACUCGUUGAAUUCAAGGAGUACUUCAGCUUGGCAGUCAAAGUCUGAAGAGGAGAAGAUGGCAGGUUAAGCACUAGAAACGUCAAACUUGCCCUGAUGCAGAAAACCCUGUCCUUCAUUUGAUGCUGAAGAGUAUUUAUUUUAUUUUGAAUUUGUUCAGUGUGAUGAUUCAGAAGGAUAUGUGAUACCAGCAGAUGUUGAUUAAUAUGGCUUGAUUUGAACUGUUUCCAUAGACUGCCCAUUUACAUUUUUAUACUGUAUAUAUGAAUAUUCUGUUUCUAUUUUGUGAACCAGUGGUAAAUGGUAAUUGAAUAACAGGGACACAUUAAGUUAUUUAAUAGAUCAUAGAUGCAAACAUACUAGUGCCUUAUCCAUGCAUUUAUAUAAGGAGUAAAAUAAAAAAAAACAUAUAAGAUUCUAUACAGGUGGUGCAAAAUAGGAGAAAUGCUUUAGCCAACAAUGUUUCCACCUUGAAAACCUGAAGAGGAGAGUAAAGAUAUAAAUAAAGAUGGCCUUGUCAUGAGGAAACUCUUGACUUUUGCUCUUAUGACACAAGUAUACAAUGACUCAAAAGUUAUACAGUGACAUAUGUACUGAAAUAUGAAAUGUGUGGUAUGUACCAUGUUUUCAGCUGGGGCUAAUUUACCUUCUGUUAAUUAUGUGUUAAAUAAAUAGUGAUUUGGACAUUAAAAACAGUGAAAUAAAGGAAUUGUUUAAACCA
This is a messenger RNA of Alosa sapidissima (American shad), 1597 nucleotides long. RefSeq lists its product as uncharacterized. Lineage: Eukaryota; Metazoa; Chordata; Actinopteri; Clupeiformes; Clupeidae. Gene Ontology annotation, biological process: release of cytochrome c from mitochondria; intrinsic apoptotic signaling pathway in response to DNA damage; mitochondrial fusion. The record is from RefSeq and is a predicted model, not a curated record. Gene Ontology annotation, cellular component: mitochondrial outer membrane. Gene Ontology annotation, molecular function: protein heterodimerization activity; protein homodimerization activity; channel activity. Bases 276 to 887 code for a protein of 203 amino acids. The transcript has 6 exons.